UCGUAGGAUGCUUCGCCUCCAUGCCACUAAGUGAAGCUAGAAAAGGCGGAAUAGGCUUAUCUUUGAAGCCCAAAGUGUUUCGAAUUGAAUUUCAAAAACGUAAACAGGCUUCCAAUGUUGUGAAUUUAAAAAGUUCGACCGUUUUGCGCUUUCCUUCUUACAUUUACGUGUGCUCAUCACGAAUUGGAGUUGGAGGAAAACUUCAAUAUGAGUUUCUCAGAUGACAUAAUUCCGUUCAAAAACGGUGCAAUGGCUGUAAUUAAACAAGAGCCUAUGGAUACUGACAUUAAAGUCGAAGUUGAUUCGGCUGACGAGGAUGGCAAUAUGAUGCUUGGACCAAGUGUUCUUGGUCUCUUCAGGGUUGGAGAAUCCCCUGUUCAAAGCUCGCAGAAAUCACAAGUGGUCUUAAACCGGAGAGGAAUGCCUGCUAGAAUUCGGAAGAAAAAUAGGCUAUUUUUUGAUGACGACAUUGUAAAUACAAUUCCCAAGCCUUCACCGAAGAGAACUCCAGGUCCUCGCUCACCUAAGAAGAUAGAGAGGAAACCUGUUAAAGUGAGGGAGCCACCAGCUGCACGUCAUAGGGAACCGUCUCCACCUCCUGCUCCCCCUGUUGUGACUCCUAAGCCUGUUGUCAGUAAACCACCACCCGACCCCCCUGAACUGCAAACAUCACCUGACAGACGUCUCGGCCAAAAAAUUGGUAUGCGUUUAAGGAACUUAUUGAAACUUCCAAAAGCACAUAAAUGGGUAUGCUAUGAAUGGUUCUACAGUAAUAUAGACAAAACUUUGUUUGAGGGGGAUAAUGAUUUUAUGGUCUGUUUACGUGAAUCAUUUCCUCAAUUGCGUACUCGUAAAUUGUCAAGAGUAGAAUGGUGUCAAAUGAGGCGCAUGAUGGGGAAACCUAGAAGAUGCUCUGUGGCAUUUUUUGAAGAGGAAAGAAGAGAACUUGAAUUGAAGCGUACCAAAAUUCGUCUUCUUCAGCAGCGAAAGCUGACUGAUCUCUCCCAAUGCAGGGAAUUACCUGAUGAGAUACCGCUUCAGCUAGUAAUUGGUACCAGGGUGACAGCUCGCUUACGUAAACCUCAAGAUGGGCUAUUUACAGGAUCAAUUGAUGCUGUUGAUACUUCCAACAAUACUUACAGAAUUACUUUUGAAAGGCCAGGCCUUGGGACUCACUCUGUUCCUGAUUAUGAAGUCUUAUCAACUGAGGCCCCAGAAAUGAUUUCCCUCAGUAGUUUUGCCUCCAAGUUUCGACCUCGACAAUCUCUCCAAAGUGGUACUCCACUUGGAUCUGGUAUCAGCAGCAUUCUAUCUUCUGGGCUCCUGGGUAGUGAUUCUUCAGCUCAGCGGUCAGGAAUUAAUGGUCUACCUGCUAAGCUGCUGGACACCUUGGUCAGAUUGCAAAAGAUCCUUAACAUAAAGAAAGGAAAAAUUAAAGUCCUGAGAAGUUUAAAUGCAGAUGCAGAAAGGAAAAAGUCUUUUGGAGAGCCAAUUACAGAACUUUUCCAACGGCAAUAUGCAUCAGCAGUUAUUGAUUUGGAGAGGCUAAAUUCAGACUUGCAUCGUUAUCUGACUAACAUGCAGGCAUUGUGCUUUGAGAUUGCCCCAGAUACCAACACAGCAGCUCUUUUUACACCAUCACACUUGCGUGACCGCAGUCGAGAUGAUGCCAGACAAAUGCUGGAGAAGUAUCACGGUACUGUACAUAGUGAAAAGAUGGUUGACCUAAUCACAGACUUAACCGCUCUUAUGCUUCAAGUAAAGUCUGUCAACGUUCAGAGUUUGUCGGAGGGAGAUCAUAGUCCAUACGAAUUAAAAGUUGUGCAAGGCUCCAUGGAGCAAAUACGCUCGAGGCUCAGCCCUGCCAAUCAGCAACUCUUUCAGAACUGUGUGGAGAUUCAUUUGCAGCACAUUCAAAUGGGACUUGGUCAAAGAGGAGCAUUCACCCCAUUCAUGAGUCAGAGGGCUUAGAGCUCAUCUACCUCUAUCAAUAGGUGUUUAUUUUGUGUGUUGUAGUUUUUCUGGAGUGCUUUGCUUGUAUUUUAAAAGCAAUUUUUGUUAAGAAGACUAUUUCUGCGGUUUGUUUGCCACUCUUUUUAGAGUGUGUCAAAUUUUAGCAAGAUGUCUGUAGUACUGUUGUAUUGAUGUUUAUGAAUGUACGUAUGAUAAGUCAAUUUUUAAGGUAUGGGUUUGAUGUUUUCUGCUAUGUGCUAUGUUGGUUUCUUUCUAUUCAUUGAGGUUUUUUAAGAGCAAAAAUAAUGUUGGGUUGAUUAAUUUUAGUUCCAUUCUUCGUUACCAUUCCACUAUGAUCAAUCAGUUUUACUUGUCACAAUGAUCAAAUGUUAAUGAAGUAGAAGUAUGUGAAGUAACACUGAUAGGUUUUAGUGAAAUGGGAAGGAUUGACAAACUCUGAAGAGUAAUACAUACCUGUACACUGUUGUACAAAAUCCUUUGUACAUGUUGUAUAUGGAACAAAUACCAUAAUUUAUUUUUGUAGUACUAUUCAAACAUUUUGUUAAUUUGAUUUCUUAAAACAGGUGGUAAUUUGUUAACAGUAUUUGUAUGAAUUUGUCUUGGAAGUUUAUUUUGUUUAUUAGAAAGUGUUGUAAAUAGCAAUUUAUUGAGAUGUUUUUGUUCAAAGAGAUUUUUUAUUUACCUUAUGAAAAGGUUUUUAUUGAACAGGUUCAAAAAAAAAAAAUGUACAGUUAUGUAUGUAUAUAGGAAGUGGCAAAUUGUUUUAUCGUGUGAUGGGAUUUUUCAACCCUAAGUGUAUCUUUAAGGCAGUAAAAUUUUCUUUUAACUCA
Molecule: messenger RNA, 2804 nt
Organism: Frankliniella occidentalis (western flower thrips)
Lineage: Eukaryota; Metazoa; Arthropoda; Insecta; Thysanoptera; Thripidae
Product: protein lin-9 homolog
Exons: 9
Coding region: 208-1971 (587 amino acids)
Biological process (GO): regulation of transcription by RNA polymerase II; regulation of cell cycle; DNA-templated transcription
Cellular component (GO): nucleoplasm; transcription repressor complex
Molecular function (GO): DNA binding
Source: RefSeq, a predicted model, not a curated record